Molecule: messenger RNA, 2388 nt
Organism: Centruroides sculpturatus (bark scorpion)
Lineage: Eukaryota; Metazoa; Arthropoda; Arachnida; Scorpiones; Buthidae
Product: transmembrane anterior posterior transformation protein 1-like
Exons: 10
Coding region: 11-1639 (542 amino acids)
Biological process (GO): maintenance of protein localization in endoplasmic reticulum; positive regulation of cilium assembly
Cellular component (GO): endoplasmic reticulum membrane; ciliary basal body
Source: RefSeq, a predicted model, not a curated record
UCCAGAUAAAAUGGAAGACGAAAAGGUGGAAGAGGGAAACAAACCAAAAUUAAAUUUCAAAGAAAAAAUAAUUGUAGAUGCCGUUGCUGCCGCAUUGAAUAAGGAACGUUUUGUAGAAGAUAUUCACAGCGAGACAAACAAUUCGCAACAGAAUGAAGCGAGUGGAGACAGAGAACAGAACUAUAAUACUCUCUUGGAUUAUGUUUAUGGAGAAUUACGUAGAGGAUAUUUAUUAGAAAAUGAUGAGCAGAGAUAUGCAGAAAGAAGGGAAAAAUUUUAUAUAUUUAUGAAGAUUCCGAGAGAAAUUGAAAAGGUUAAUAUCUUCUGUUAUAUAUUAAAUUUAUUUCGAAGAAAUGACAGUAAUGAAAAAGAAAAUGUGUUACAACCAGCAGAAAUCUGUGAUUUAUUGAGAGGAAUAAUUUUGAUAACAGUCAGUUUUCUCAUGACAUAUGUUGACACGUCCAUGUUAUAUCAUAUUGUAAAAAGUCAGUCCGUCAUCAAAUUAUAUAUAUUUUUUAAUAUGUUAGAGAUUGCAGAUAAACUGUUCUCAUCUUUCGGGCAAGACAUUCUGGAUGCCCUAUUCUGGACAGCUACAGAACCUCGAGGAAGGAAGAGAGAACACAUUGGAUUAGUGCCACAUCUAAUAAUGGCUGUUUGCUAUGUCUGUAUCCCAAUUAUUAAUUUUCAGUUUGUUGAAUUGAAAAGUAUGGUAUUUAAAAAAUUUGAAAAGAAUAAUCUCUUCCACAUGUCUUGCAGUGAUGUCAGAGAACGAUUUCAUUAUAUGAUUUUACUCUUCAUUGUUAUAAUACAGACUAUGAAGGAAUAUAACUGGAAAGAAGAACAGUUUUGGGUGUUGCUGCCAGAUUGUGUGUUAGUACUGAUUGCAGAAGUGCUAGUUGAUUGGAUUAAGCAUGCUUUUAUAACAAGAUUUAAUGAAAUAUCCUAUGAAGUAUAUAGAGAUUAUACUAUCAGCUUGGCCUAUGAUUUAGCAAGCAGUAAAUUAAAAAAUGCUUUUUCGGAUCAUCUGGAUUUAUUAUCGAGGAGGAUGGGCUUCAUUCCCCUGCCUCUAGGUGCUUUGGUGUUCCGAGUGGUAAACGGCUCCGUGACAAUAUCCGGAACCAUCGGAAUCGUAUCGCUUUUCGUCCUGUAUCUGUGUUUGGUCAGUUCUAAAGUUCUGAACAAUAUCGUGCUUCUGGGAAAGGCGUGUGACUUAAUAGAAAAGCAUCGACAGGCUCAAAAAGACAAGAUUCCGCCGCCCAGGCAAUGCAACAGUCUUCCCUCUAGUCGUCAUCACAGCGUGGAAGAUUUACGGCGGGCGGUAUCGCAAACCAAGAGCACUCCCCAUUCGGCCAAUCAGAGUAUAUCUUCGAGUCUGGCGGACAUCGCGGCGCAGGCCGAGAUCAUGCGGACGGACAUGCAGCCGAACCCCAUCUUCUCCAACAGUUCCGUCAGCCUGAACAGUCUGGGCAUCAACGAGACCGUUUUCGGAGAAGAGGAGAAGGACGAAGAAAGAGACACCGCGGUUCCUCCCGACGUCAGAUGGAAAUUAGGCAGCAUCCUCAAACCUUCUAAAGACAGUAUCAAGAGAAGGGUGUCGCUGCAGGAAAAAGUUACAGUUUCCUACGAUUUAAAAUCGUGAAUUUAUCAAAAUCUACCGGAAACAAUUUAUAUGUUCUUUUUUAAAUCGACUUGGACUGUAAAUGUUUGAACUUACACUGGCUUAUGUUCUUCUUGGACGAAAAUUAAAAAUUUCCUCCUUAGUCCAUUCUGAAUAUGUUUUCUCGGAAGAAAAGUAUUCAAAAUUUAGUAAUAGAUCUACAAAUAGAAUGUUUUAACGUCUUAAGUUAUUAUAGAGAGAAUCUUAUUUAAAUCUAGUUAAUUAAUGCUACAGAAUAGACGGAAUGGAAAAAUAUCAGGAUGAUAAUUAAAUUUUAGCACGAUUACUGGCCAUAUCUGUAUCGGAAAUUUUAAAAAUUAAUCCAGUGAUGGACUGUUUGUUUUAAUCGACGAUGUAAUUGUUGGAAUUUUUCUUCUUUUCUUUGUUCUAACAACAUUUUUAUAAUUUUUAACAUCCAAUGUCAAGCUAUAUUUAUGGACACUCGAAUGUAAAAAAUUGAAUCACUAUAUUAUAUAUAUUUAUAUUGAGAUUUUGUACAUAAAAUCGAAACUAGUUUGUGUUUAAAUAAUGAUAAAUUGCCAAAUGUUUAUAUAAAAUAAAGUUUUGGUUAAGUUGUACAGUUGAAAUCUGCACGUGUUUUGUUUAAUCACGCACCCGUGGACAUUUUAUUUUGUACCGGAAAUGAAGUUUGCCCGUUUUGGAACAGAAUGUUUGUUUUAUAUGCGGCUAUUCAAUUAAACAGUGAUGUGAAAUAAAUACCUCAUUAUUAA